AUGCGAAUUUGCAAGCAGAUUGAUCCCGUGAUCGACAUCGUGAUCAUCGGUUUUGGCGUGCGGAGCCAGCUGUUCGUCGAUAAGUUCCUUCGGAAAAAUGAGCUCAAAGGAGUAAACAUAAUAAUCAUCUGCAAAGACAACUUUGUGUUUUUAGAUCCCUACGUACAAUGUGAGGAGGCCUGCAGAGAGAGCUACACGGAUGUGUAUAAUUUUUGCAAAAACAGAAACAUACUUUUUAUAAAUGAAAAGGUGCAAUAUGUACACACAGAAAGUCGGAACAUCUUUUUUGCGUCUGACAGGAACCCCCUGAAUUAUGAUUUCCUCCUGUGCGACUUUGACUUUAAGAGCUCGGAUCUGUUUAGCACCGAUAUGUCUCACAUGAAUAUAUACGCUUAUCGAAAUAAGAAUUUGUUUUUUUAUCACGUGCAUGUGAUGUACCUUGCUCUGCUGCAGUCGACAAACAAGGAAGAGGACAGGACGGAUGUUCAUCUCUAUCGUCAGUGCAAAAGGGCGCUUCUGGAGGCCAUCCCUAUGAAGAGGUUCCUUAACUUCCAUUCGUACAAUGAUAGGUACGUGGAGGAGAUCUUCAGCGCUUAUGGGGAGGCCAGGCUAUUCCCUGUGGUUAGCGGUGGGGACGCAGUUAGUGGGGGGAGCGUCUUGCUAAAUGCCCCUCUGCAAGGCAACCAAGCAGACGAAGAUGCCACCCCCCGAAUCCUCCUAAUCAGUGAUAACAACCAGUUUGGGAAAUGCCUACAUUCGAAGAUGCAAAAGCAGCUACACAGAAUAAACGCGAAGGUUCAUUUAUUGUACGUUUAUGUGGCUUCUUCGAAGGACGAAAAGCUAGACCUCCCUUGCGGAGAUUACCUACUGGUUAAGCAAAUAAGGGGAGUAAAACAGGAAGGAGAAAUUAAAGAAAUAAAAUUUUUGGACAUGUAUGAUCAGGAAAUUAUAAUACGAUAUGACGAAUGCAUAAACGUCACAGGGAUGAGAUACCCUUCUUAUGUAUCAUCAUUUGGGGAGGAUGCUACGAAGUCCCUGUCGGUGAAUGCCUUUUGCCAGUGUGUAAGAGAUGACUAUCUUUAUCUCCUUAACCAAGUGAAGAACUACGAUGAUUAUGCGGUUUGCGAGACGAUCUACCUAAACAUAUACAACAAGGUGCAUGGGAAUGAGUACAUUAGCAUAGAACAUGUUAAGGCUUACAUACUGACCGGCGAUGCAGAUGAGUUGGGUGUGUCCUACUUGCUACCCCCAACACCCAACCUAUUUAAUCACACUGUAAAUUAUUCCUACCGGAUCGUAUCGUACAUAUUAAGAAGGAGCUACUCAUACAUAUCAAGGAACCGCUUCCUACAAAAUGGGGUAGUCUCCAUAAUGUACAGAAAAAGGGAAAUCGAAAAGUAUAUAAACGGGUGCAUGGUUAACGGUGGCAGGGAAGUGUUUUCCUCUCCUUCGAUAAGGACCUUUUCUUUGCCUAUUUUUAAAAGGGCUGCUCGCUAUGUUGACCUCCUCAGAGGAAGACUUUCUACGGAAGGUAGGACGAGCAUUCCCACUUAUGGGCAGAAAGAAUCACACAAUAAGGAUGAUUCAUCUGGUGUAAACUGCAGUGACAGUGGUAGCACUGCGGCGAGCAGAAGCGGAAGUAACAACAGGAACGAGGAACUACCCACCCGGAAGAAAUGUGCAUCCAGUGGAAGGUUCCAAACGGAAUGGAAAACAAGUUCCCCUCUUCCAGAAUAUAUGUACAGUGCAUAUCAAGAGGAAUAUGAAAGGAGAUUACUUGUUAGUAAAGAAACCGCCUACCGAGUGGAUCAGGAAGAAGGGGAAAAUGGAACAACCAUAACGAUAAUUGUGCAGGAUGGUAGUGUUAACAAGGAAACCACAUCCAAUUGCGACACGAAGAGAGAAAAGAUAGAUUCAUACAUUAAGGAAAGUAUCGAGAAAAUAAUUAACCGAAAUACAUGUGGAGGAUGCGGGUCGAAGGUUCCUUCAAAUGUUCUGUCCAAUUCGUUGAAAGGUUUAUCGGUGUACAGCUCACCAAAUGUGUACCUAGGAAUUGAAGCAUGUGAUGACUGUUGCAUAUUUGUGCAUAGUAAAUCUAAAAAGGGAGAAGAAAGUCCUGCACUUGUCCAAACGAUAGACUUCUUUAAAUCAUUUAUCGACGAUGAAUACAUAUUAGGGGAAAUAAUUGCUAUUCAUUGUUUAUCCGAUGUGUACAGCAUGGGGGGGACUGGCAUCUGUGCCCUGUGCGUACUGAUUGUAAAGGAUAACAUUGAGAAGAAACUACAGCAAAGGUUACAGAAUAUUUUAACUGGGUGCUGCCAGAAGUUGAAAGAGGAGAAAUGUGUCUUGAGUGGAGGCCAUACCUGUGCGGGAAAUGAGAAUUACGUCGGUUUGGCAGUCACGGGGAAGGUGAAAAAGAGGCGCAUCUCCAACGUGGACGACACCACCACGGGGGAUUGCAAAGAUAAACUAUAUAAGGAGAAACGACGAAAGGGAGAGGUGAACCAGCGGGAAGUGACAACAGCUACAAGUGGUGCACUUAACCAACAACAGGGAGGUGCCCCUGUGGAAGACCUACCCCUUGUUAGCAAAGAACACAGGGACGCAUUCGAACGACACCAAAUGAUGAAGGAGAACUAUCUGUUCCUACCCAAGGGAAGCGGAAACAUAAAAGCAGGGGACAUAAUCAUUACCACGAAAAUGUUCGGUUUUGGCUUCAUCAUGGCUGCACAUAUAUGUAAAAAGGCCAAAGCUAGAUGGAUUUACAACUGCCUUGAUGAGAUGCUCCUCUCAAAUAGGAAGAGUGGGUUAUACCUUUUGCAGAAUAAUAAUGCCAAAGCUUGCACGGAUGUAACUGGGUUUGGAGUCCUAGGCCACCUUAACGAAAUGAUCAAGUGCUCUAGGAGGGAAAUUUACUUUGCUGCACAAAUGGGAAAGAAGUCCCUUCAAACUACGUCACGCAAGGAAACACUGGAAAGGAGGAACAGCAAAGUGGAUGAUGGGCAGACCGACAAUUCGAAGGAACCUCCCAUGAAUCUCAUCGGAGCAAAGAUAAACCUCAAGAAUUUCAUAGUCGCAGAAGGGGUUGAACAGUGCAUCGAAAAUAAUAUCUUCUCCUCCAUGUAUAAGAAAAAUCACUACCUCUGCAAUAACAUUAUAAAUUUGGAGGAAGCUUCACUGAGUGAAAGGUAUGGACUUUUGUUUGACCCGCAGACAAGUGGGGGUCUCAUGGCCAUUGUGGAAAGGGACAGGGCGGACCAAAUUUUAGCAGACUUAAAAAACAUGGGGUACCCCAACUGUUCUGCAGUAGGGGAAAUUAUAAAUGUGCAAGAUUAUAAGUUUAAGGGGGUGCCCAUCAGUCAGGUUUCGUUGGACGAUUAUUUGGACACGACAAAUUCGGUUUACGUCGAAUGGUAA
Messenger RNA from Plasmodium coatneyi, 3417 nucleotides. RefSeq names its product Selenophosphate synthase. Gene Ontology annotation, cellular component: cytoplasm. Gene Ontology annotation, biological process: L-selenocysteine biosynthetic process. Bases 1 to 3417 code for a protein of 1138 amino acids. NCBI's taxonomy places the organism in Eukaryota, Apicomplexa, Aconoidasida, Haemosporida, Plasmodiidae. Gene Ontology annotation, molecular function: selenide, water dikinase activity; ATP binding. The record is from RefSeq and is a predicted model, not a curated record. The transcript has a single exon.